Molecule: messenger RNA, 1708 nt
Organism: Musa acuminata AAA Group (dessert banana)
Lineage: Eukaryota; Viridiplantae; Streptophyta; Magnoliopsida; Zingiberales; Musaceae
Exons: 8
Coding region: 246-1118 (290 amino acids)
Molecular function (GO): RNA binding
Source: RefSeq, a predicted model, not a curated record
CGAUUCGUUUCGAGGCUGGAGCCUGAUCCCAUCCUUCCUCUCUGAUUCUUCGAUCUCUUUCUUGGAUUCCCUCAAAUCUCUGAGAAAGAUCUCUUCUUGGUCGUCCCUGUUGCCCGGUCUCCGCUGCAAACCCUUAAAGCUAGGGUUUUUCCAUGCCCUAGCUAGGGUUUCGGCGGUUGAUCCGGUUCCUCCUUCCAAGUUGCCUCUUUCUGGCUGGAAUUCUGGUUCUUGAGGGUGAUCGUCCGAUGGCCUUUCACCACGCGGGGCCUGGUUCGGCAUCCGGAUCAGCGUCGAGCUCCAGCUCCGGGUUCCACUUCCCGAAUUCCCUUUUCGGGGACACCACGUACACGAAAGUCUUCGUUGGGGGCCUUGCGUGGGAGACCAAGAGCGAGACGUUGCGCCGCCACUUCGAGCAGUUCGGUGAGACCCUUGAGGCCGUCGUGAUCACCGACAAGAACACCGGCAGGUCGAAGGGUUAUGGUUUCGUGACUUUUCGAGACCCUGAAUCUGCAAGAAGAGCAUGUGCAGACCCUAGCCCAGUUAUCGAUGGCAGACGUGCGAACUGUAACUUGGCUUCACUUGGGCGAUCUCGCCCUUUUCUUCCAUUUGGCGUGCGCCCGAGGUCAGGCCUUUACCUUGGAGGUAUGUCAGUCCAGCGAGGGCCAUAUGUUGGAAGCCCCGCUCAUCAACAACCUGUUCCAUUCAGCUACCAAGAAGGGUUACCAUAUGCUGCAUAUAGUUACAAUCUCUAUGGGCCGGAGUAUGUCUAUCCACAGUCUCUUUUGCAGAAUGCAUACAAUCCUUAUACAGGGCAGCCUUAUGUUCAAGUUUAUGGUUUUCCUGGAGCUAUAAACACAUCUAUUUACCCAUUUGAUCAAUUUGGCCAGCCUAUUCCACCUGGUUAUACGGCAAUGCAUGGCUACACACUGCCAACUCAACCAAUUGUGCAAUUGGGUGGACCAAAUGUCAAUGGAAUGGCAAGUGCACCUCGACCUGUUAUUCAGUCACCCUAUCCAGCUGGAUUAGCAGCCCCAAUUCCAGCACAACCACAUGUCAUAGUUCCUGCUCAGUCACCACAGUUUAUGCAGGGCAGCAGUUCAGAUCAAACGACAGUUUAAAUGUGCAUCAUGAUAUCAUCUUGAGAUACCCUUAGAUUGCAGCAGGACCAAGAACCGCAGUACUGCCAUGUUAAUGGCUUGCAUUCUUGCCUUGCAUUCUAUCAUCUUUGCAUUCUAGAGGUUGUCCUAGUUAUGAUCAGUUGCAAAAAGCCAUUAAGUUGCUCCGAUGGAGGGAGCUGAAAGCACAAGAGCAUGGGUUGCUCUUUGUUGCACAGUGUCUGUAAAGUCUCUUGCCCUGCUGGAAGUUGUGAAGUCUGGUGGAGCAAGAAUACCUGGAUGUCAAAAUUGCAUCCUACAACCUGUAUGAUAGAUUCUGGAUGUCAGAGUUGGAGUCUGACAACCGAGAGGGAAGCUAAAUUGUAUCAUGGGAUCCAAGUGUUACUGCCACAUAUAUAGACAGAUGAAGACAUGUUGCUCAUGCAAAGUUCAACUUCAGUGUAAUGAGUAACGGAUUUGUAUGAUUCGCAACAUUAGUUUCCUACAGUGUCCUUCAUUAAGCAGAAGAACCCUAAUGGUACUAAACAGUACAUGAUCAAAUAAAAGGUCUCAAAGGCAUGGCAACAAACCAGAUGGUUCAGUUCAAUUUCCAA